Messenger RNA from Trichoplusia ni (cabbage looper), 1738 nucleotides. RefSeq names its product nuclear fragile X mental retardation-interacting protein 1 (gene Nufip). The transcript has 3 exons. Gene Ontology annotation, molecular function: RNA binding. Gene Ontology annotation, cellular component: nucleus. The record is from RefSeq and is a predicted model, not a curated record. Lineage: Eukaryota; Metazoa; Arthropoda; Insecta; Lepidoptera; Noctuidae. Bases 401 to 1720 code for a protein of 439 amino acids. Gene Ontology annotation, biological process: box C/D snoRNP assembly.
CCUCGAAGAACUGUGUUACGGGUUUGUUGUAAAUAAGUUUGUUCAAAAUCAAAAUUGCAUUCCCCGUAAACGUCUCCUUGAUUGUCACAGUUUGACAAAUCGAUUGACAUUGACUGAAAGAACUUAAAACAUUUUCAGCGCAUAAUACUUGAGACACUCGUGUAUCAAAUUUGCAAAUUCGAUCUGUUUUACAUAGCCAGUUAAUAGUCCUAACGUCCAUGACGGAAUUUUAAAUUCAACCAUUUUGCUCUAUCUACCACUUGCACAAUACCCUGAGCAAUAAAGUAUUAAGAUUUUGAGGUUAUGUUAAUGUUUACAUAAAUGAAGCCUGUUUCGUUGAAAUAAAAUAUUGGACAUCACUAUUAGCUCACUAAGCUCACUUUGAUAAUUCAAUCUUAAGAUGAACAGACCUCCAAGACCUUUCAUGAAUAAUGGAUACAGAGGUCCUCGACCUUACAACAACUACAACCAACAAUUCAGACCUAACCGUGGCCCACGUCCGCCAUUUCCUUGGAGACCCCCUGGCAAUUUUGGGCAUGAUACUAAAAAAGAAUACAAUGAAGAUCACUGGUGUGAGACAUGUGACCGAGGUUUCCCGACAGAAGAAGUUCUCAUGAAACAUAAGCAACAACACCAGAAAUGUAACAUAGAUGGUUGUCAGUUCAUCGCACAUCCUAAAGUAAUAACCAAACACAUACAAAUGCAGCACUCUACUGGAUUAUACAAAAAAAUUGCAAAUUUGAAUAAUCCAGAAGAAAUAAAGAAAUGGAGAGAAGAAAGAAAGAAGAGAUACCCUACCAAAAGUAAUAUUGAAAAAAAAGCUGCAGAGCGAAAAGAAAAAAUUGAAAGGGGUGAAAAAAUGUUUUUGAAGUGUGAUAAUAAAAAAGAAAAAUUUAGUGCAAAUUCAACAGAUCAUAAAUCAGGUGUCAAGAGAAGACAUGGGUUUGAUAAACAAAAUCAAAACCAAGGGCCUAAAAGACAAAAUGUAGACCCUUCAACUGCAUUAAAAAACAUCAAGCCAUCAAAAGAUAAAAAGCCGAAAGUCAUCCCUAGCAUACCUAGUAAAGUUGAAAAAAAUAAACUCAAGCCAUUUACUGGAAUUCUAGAUAUAGUUAUGGAUAAUGAUAUAGAUGAACCAGUAGAAACAACCAAUUGCAGGGACUUGAUCGAAGAGGAUUAUUUUGAACAACCUCAGAAACAAACAACAGAAACUCCAAGUACUCAGGAGCCAGUGUUGUGUGGGGCCUUAACAACACUGAUGUGUGAUUAUGGGUCUUCAGAUGAAGAGACUGAUAAGAAACAAGUAAAGAUAAAUGAGGAAGAAGUCCCCAUUAAAACUGACAAAGAAAAUGAAUCUCUUGGAAUACCUCAAACUAUAGUCAAUAAUAAGACUAAAAUAGAAGCAGCACUUAUUGAUAAACAUGACACAAAAAUAGCAACAAAAGAAAGUGAUGAUGAAGCUCCAGAUGAAGUGAAAAUAGUUAAAAUGAAUGUUGAACAUGAAAAUCAAGAACCAACAUGUAAAAUCAAAGAAAAACAACCUGUUAAAAAGGAUCCCCCAAUCAGAAAUAACCGCAAUCAAAAUCAAGUAAGAAGAAAGAUACCUUCAACUUUACUUCAAAAACUAUUACACAAUGAAGUGAGAAAAGAACGUAAUAUAGUUUUGCAAUGUAUUCGACAUAUUAUAAAGAAUAAUUAUUUUGAUAAGGCUUCACAAUAAAAUGUUCACAUAAAUGAA